This is a messenger RNA of Dendrobium catenatum, 3546 nucleotides long. RefSeq names its product 26S proteasome non-ATPase regulatory subunit 1 homolog A. Gene Ontology annotation, cellular component: proteasome regulatory particle, base subcomplex; nucleus; proteasome complex. Gene Ontology annotation, molecular function: enzyme regulator activity. The transcript has 14 exons. The record is from RefSeq and is a predicted model, not a curated record. The coding region runs from base 276 to 3299 and encodes 1007 amino acids. Gene Ontology annotation, biological process: regulation of protein catabolic process; proteasome-mediated ubiquitin-dependent protein catabolic process. NCBI's taxonomy places the organism in Eukaryota, Viridiplantae, Streptophyta, Magnoliopsida, Asparagales, Orchidaceae.
UUUUGAACCUAAUUGCGCCCGGAUCAAAGCUUAGGUUUUGGCGCUAGACAAAGUAAAUUAGGGAGCCGAUCAGGCCAUUCUUUUCGGCAGCUUUGCCUGGCGUGCUUCUCUAGGAGAUCAUUGUUUUCUACUUCUCUCAUGGGCUUCUUGCCUCUUUAAUUUUCAUCUCACUGGAUGGCUAGUUUCAUUCCCAACUAAUCUGUAGACGUCCCUUCGUCUCUGCUGCCACCUUUUUUCUUUUCUGAGGAGGCUAAUUCUCACCAUAUUGUUCGAUCAUGGCUGUGGUGAGCUCGGCAAGCGGGCUCCUGGCCAUGCUGAACGAGCAACAUCCCGCCCUCAAGCUCCACGCGCUCCACAAGCUGAACUCCCUCGUUAAUCUUUUCUGGCCAGAGAUCUCAUCUAGCGUCCCGACGAUAGAAAGUUUAUACGAAGAUGAAGAGUUUGAACAGAGGCAGCUUGCUGCCCUGGUUGUUUCCAAGGUGUUUUACUACCUUGGUGAGCUUAAUGACUCAUUGUCAUAUGCCCUUGGUGCUGGUCCGAUGUUUGAUGUGUCCGAAGAUUCUGACUAUGCUCAUACCCUUCUUGCCAAAUGCCUUGAUGAGUAUGCAAGCCUGAAGUCAAGAUGUGCUAAAACUGGCGAAGAAGGUGCAGCAAUUGAUCCUAGAUUGGAAGCUAUAGUAGAGAGAAUGUUGGACAAGUGUAUUACAGAUGGAAAAUAUCAGCAGGCCAUGGGUAUGGCUGUUGAAUGUAGGAGGUUGGAUAAGUUAGAGGAGGCGAUUACUAAGAGUGAAAGUGUUCAUGGUGCUCUUUCUUACUGCAUCAACCUUUCACAUUCUUUUGUUUAUCACAGGGAGUACCGGUGUGAGAUUCUUCGUCUCCUCGUUAAAAUAUAUCAGGGAUUGCCAUCACCUGAUUAUAUAAACAUUUGCCAAUGCCUCAUGUUUCUUAACGAACCUGAUGCUGUUGCUACCACAAUGGAAAGACUUCUACGAUCCGAUAGUAAGGAUGAUGCGCUUCUAGCAUUUCAGAUUGCUUUUGAUCUUGUUGAGAACGAACAUCAAGCUUUUCUUCUAAGAGUUAGAAAUCAUCUCCUUUACCCAAAACCUCGAGCACCAAGUCUACCGGACAAUUCUAUGGAUAUUACAUCUGAAAAUGGAAAUCCUGGUGCAUCUGAUGAUGCUGCAAUUGAAACACUAAAUAUUAUCACGAAUGAUAGUUUUCAUGCUCCCAAUGGUGCCUUAGAUCCAGCUGAAGUUGCAUACAAUGAAAAGAGUGAAAAAAUUAGAGGAAUUUUGUUUGGAGAAACAUCAAUACAUCUGACAUUACAAUUUCUAUUUAGCCACAACAGGUCAGACAUCUUAAUUUUGAAAUCUAUAAAGCAGACAGUGGAAAUGAGAAAUAGUGUCUGUCACAGUGCUACCAUUUGUGCAAAUGCUAUUAUGCAUGCUGGAACAACAGUGGACACCUUCCUGAGAGAGAACUUGGAAUGGUUGAGUAGAGCGACAAAUUGGGCUAAAUUUAGUGCUACUGCUGGUCUAGGGGUUAUCCACAAAGGACACCUCAAGCAAGGUAGGGCUCUCAUGGCACCUUAUUUGCCUCAAACUGGUGCUGCUGGUGGCGGCAGUCCUUAUUCGGAAGGUGGUGCCCUUUAUGCUCUGGGUUUUAUUCAUGCCAAUCAUGGUGAAGGAAUAAAACAUUUCCUUCGAGAAAGCCUACAGAACACUAGCUCUGAGGUUAUUCAGCAUGGAGCAUGUUUAGGUCUCGGAUUGGCAGCUUUAGGAACAGCUGAUGAGGAAAUAUACGAGGAGAUCAAGAAUGUCCUAUAUACUGAUAGUGCAGUAGCUGGUGAAGCUGCUGGUAUCAGCAUGGGCUUGCUUAUGGUUGGAACAGCAAGUGAUAAGGCUAGUGAAAUGCUGGCAUAUGCACAUGAUACACAGCAUGAGAAGAUCAUUAGAGGCUUGUCUCUUGGCAUAGCAUUGACCGUUUAUGGCAGGGAAGAAGAUGCCGAUACUUUGAUUGAACAGCUCACUAGAGAUCAAGAUCCAAUUCUUCGCUAUGGUGGUAUGUAUGCGUUGGCCUUGGCAUACAGGGGGACAGCAAAUAACAAGGCGAUACAUCAGCUGCUGCAUUUUGCUGUAUCAGAUGUUAGUGAUGAUGUUAGAAGAACGGCUGUUCUCGCCCUUGGAUUUGUUCUAUACUCUGAACCAGAGCAAACACCAAGAAUUGUUUCCCUGCUUUCGGAGUCAUACAACCCACAUGUUAGAUAUGGUGCAGCUCUGGCUAUAGGCAUUUCUUGUGCCGGAACUGGUCUUAGUGAAGCCAUUUACUUGUUGGAGCCAUUGACAUCAGAUGUUGUUGAUUUUGUUCGCCAAGGAGCCCUAAUAGCCAUGGCUAUGGUCAUGAUCCAGACAAAUGAAUCUUGUGAUCAUCGAGUGGGAACAUUCAGGCGCCAAUUGGAAAAAAUAGCUCUGGAUAAGCAUGAGGAUACAAUGAGCAAGAUGGGUGCCAUUAUAGCUUCUGGUAUUCUUGAUGCAGGUGGACGAAAUGUUACAAUUAGGUUGCUUUCUAAAACUAAACAUGAUAAAAUAACAGCAGUUGUUGGACUUGCGGUAUUUAGCCAAUUUUGGUAUUGGUAUCCUCUCCUUUACUUCAUUAGUUUGUCAUUCUCACCUGCUGCAUUCAUCGGUCUGAAUUAUGAUCUCAAAGUGCCAAGAUUUGAAUUUAUGUCGAAUGCGAAGCCUUCUUUGUUUGAGUAUCCUCGACCGACAACACCACCGGCAUCAACAUCAACAGUUAAGCUACCAACUGUUGUUUUAUCAACAUCUGCAAAAGCAAAAGCUAGAGCUAAGAAAGAAGCAGAACAAAAGGCCAAUGCUGAAAAAUCCUCCAUUGAAGAUGUUUCUACUAGCUCAACUUCAGGGAAAGGUGUCAAAGCUAGUGAGAAGGAGUCUGAGGCAAGUCAGGUGAGCAACGCUCCAGAAAAGAAAGCAGAAUCCGAACCUUCUUUUGAAAUACUGACAAAUCCAGCAAGGGUUGUACCUGCACAAGAAAAGCACAUCAGAUUCCUGGAGGGAAGCAGAUAUGUACCUGUGAAGCUCGCACCAUCAGGUUUUGUUCUAUUGAGAGAUCUACAGCCAUCAGAAGCUGAGGUACUUGCUCUCACCGAUUCACCAUCAAAUGCAGCCUCUGCGAAUGGUGGCGGUGGUGGAAGCACUGGAACUCAACAGGGCUUAGGUUCUUCAGCAAUGGCUGUAGAUGAGGAGCCUCAGCCCCCACACCCAUUUGAGUUCUCUUCAUAGAGAAAUGUUUUUCUGGCAACAGUAUAAAUGCCCAAUAGAGUUUCUCCCAUUUGUUUAUUUAACACCAGCAGAUUAUCUGCUACAGGUUGAGAAACUUUUUUCAUUAAUGGAAUUGUAAUCAUUUUGUUUUCUUGGGUUAGAUUCAGGCGGAUUAUGUUAUGAAAAUCAAGCUUUUACAGGUUGCCAAUGGCGCAAGUGAUCUGUAUUUCUAGCUUUUCAAUUUAUGGGCUUCUUCAUAUUCGUUAUC